Vicia villosa (hairy vetch) is the source of this 537-nucleotide messenger RNA. RefSeq lists its product as uncharacterized. Lineage: Eukaryota; Viridiplantae; Streptophyta; Magnoliopsida; Fabales; Fabaceae. The record is from RefSeq and is a predicted model, not a curated record. The transcript has 2 exons. Bases 1 to 537 code for a protein of 178 amino acids.
AUGGAUCUUGGAAAGAGUGGGCUGAGAUUUACGUGGAAAGGACCUUUAUAUCAUGUAGGACAAAUAAUUUAUGAGAAACUUGAUAGAGCAAUGUGUAAUGAUAUUUGGAGAUUGGAGUUUCCGGAUGCAUACAUGAAAGUUUUAGCAAGGGUUGAGUUCUCUGAUCAUCAUCCCCUUAUGAUCACCUUGGAUCCUUCUACUAAUAGGAAAGAAGAGAAAAAAUUUAGGUUUGAGAGUGCAUGGAUAAUGAAUGAUACUUAUCAGAAUGAUAAGCGAAUUUACAUGAAUUUGAAACAAGUUAAAGAAGAUAUCAAAGAAUGGAAAGAGGAUACCAUGGAGCAAAUUAUUCGAAGAAAGAGAAAAAUUAUGACUGAAAUGACUGAUAUUGUCAAAAAGAAGGAAGUGAUAUGGUAUCAAUGUUCAAGGGCUGAUUGGCUUAUUAACAGGGAUCAGAACACUAAAUACUAUCACAUGAAAGUUAUUACGAGGAGGCGCAUAAACAAGAUUCUUAUGCUGCAAGACUUGAGUGGCCACUAG